Messenger RNA from Pseudophryne corroboree (corroboree frog), 890 nucleotides. RefSeq names its product dihydrofolate reductase-like. Gene Ontology annotation, molecular function: dihydrofolate reductase activity; NADP binding. The record is from RefSeq and is a predicted model, not a curated record. NCBI's taxonomy places the organism in Eukaryota, Metazoa, Chordata, Amphibia, Anura, Myobatrachidae. Gene Ontology annotation, cellular component: mitochondrion. Gene Ontology annotation, biological process: dihydrofolate metabolic process; tetrahydrofolate biosynthetic process; glycine biosynthetic process. The coding region runs from base 231 to 830 and encodes 199 amino acids. The transcript is spliced from 7 exons.
ACUCUUCCCAUAACAGGAAGCGAGUGUAGAUUCUCAUGCUGGAACUUUAAACUUUCCCCGAUAAUGCCGUAUUUCUGAUGCGGUCUGAUGAGGGUCUAAGCUGAUAACCUUUGGAUCAGUGAGGACGGUCGGUACAGUAGCUCAGCUGGAGACACUGCAGUGAUAGUGUCAAUGCAAAUGUGAUGAAAAAGAAUUUGAAACUUGCCCGACUUACCUGACCAGUAAUCAUCAUGUCUGAAACAAAUUUACCAAACCCAUUCAAGCCAAUAAAGUUGAUAGCCGCUGCUUGUAACAAUAUGGGGAUUGGGUUGAAGGGGCAUUUACCAUGGGAUCUCCCGAAAGAAUUCCGGUAUUUAUUAGACAAGAUAACGACAGUGGAGCAGCCUGAAAAGAAAAACCUGCUUGUUUGGGGACGGCAUUCAUUUGAGACAUUUGACGAGAAGUUAUUACCUCUGGCAAAUACCGUCAUUGUACUCCUGACAAGAAAACUCCGUGAAGUGCCAAAAUAUGCGGAUUACAUUUGUCAUGAUGAAGAAGAAGUUGUGAAACUCGUCUCAUCACCACCUCUCAGCGACCAGAUUGAAACGAUAUGGGUGCUAGGUGGAGUGGAGUGCUAUACAAACAUGAUGCAACACCCUUGGUGUAACCACAUCUACUUCACCCAGAUUAUGGCAGAUUUCGAAUGUGACACCUUCUUUCCUGUUUUUGACAAAGAAGUCUUCAAACUGAAGGAAAAAUACCCUGGUGUUCCAUCUGGAGUUCAAGAAGAAAAAGGAACAAAAUACAUUUUUCAAGUCUAUGAAAAAGAUCAACCAACACAAAGUCAUUAAUGUUUUGAAUAUUAAGCUGAAAUAUGUUGUUUAAUAAAGUUUAACAUUUAUCAUAUAUAA